AUGAUGUUGGGCGAGGAGUCUACCAGUGCUGAUUACUGGAAGAAGUGUGGUGACGAAGCUUUGGCACAUGGGAUCAAGGGUGUGGUCAUGAUGGUGACACAUUGGGACGCUCGAGGCGACAAAAUCAUGGUAUCAGCGAACCCCAAGCCAAACAAGAGUCCAGUGGCAUAUGUUCACCCCUCAAAAUACGUUGACUACGAACUCGUCCCGGACUUGCCUACAUCUGAUCGCGUGCUGGACUUGCUGCUCAAGGGAGGCUUCAACGCAGAGAAGGAUGCCACUUUCGACUGGAUCCACGACACAUUCCUGAUUUUAAUCAGGAUGUUCCCUAAUGGCUGUCCUCCUACCACAAUUGUCAGCAUGAACGCAUACUACGACCCUCACUACCACAUGAAAGUCGGAUCAACAUUGCGAUCGUUGAGAAAGGAGGGCUACCUGAUUGUUGGCACAGGAGACAACUUUGCCCAAGUUGCUCCGCCAGAGAAGUCUCUCCUGGAAUUCAGACAGGCUGUAGAAGAUGUCAUGACACAAAAUCAAGGCCCUGCUCUGCGUAGAGCCAUGACCCGCUUGAUGAAGCACUACCAUUACCGCGAAGCUCACGGCACAGAUGAUCACUUUAUGGCAGCAUGUUUCUGUGCUGGUGCUGCAGGUGACUGGGAAGACAUGGAAGAGCAGGGUGGUGUCUUGGGUGCAGAGACAUGGGAACUACAGAAUAUGUGCAACUCACAGUUCACAAUCGGAAAUUGGCAAGGAAGCAGAAGCGUACGCGCUGCCGCCUGA
Molecule: messenger RNA, 780 nt
Organism: Aureobasidium musti
Lineage: Eukaryota; Fungi; Ascomycota; Dothideomycetes; Dothideales; Saccotheciaceae
Source: the annotation of a GenBank genome assembly